Molecule: messenger RNA, 2909 nt
Organism: Bursaphelenchus okinawaensis
Lineage: Eukaryota; Metazoa; Nematoda; Chromadorea; Rhabditida; Aphelenchoididae
Source: the annotation of a GenBank genome assembly
AUGUUUGUGGCCGUUCUCCGCCUCAAACAGACAGCGGCAUCUGAUUUCAAGUGUUUCCAAGCUCCAGAACACUUCGACCUUCUGCUUCAGAAGGACGGUAAUCGUUUGGUGCCUGUAUCUACUGAAGCCGGACACUAUUUGAAAUUGGCUUUGAAGUCUGUUGCUAUGGUUGAUAGGUAAUUGUGUUUUACUGAUCGUAUUGUUUAUGUUAUUACUUUAAAAAUGUUUUGAAGGUCUGCACGAUGCUUAUUACUGUGCAGUAAUAAUGUUUAAAUAAUUUUAUUUAGUAUUUUGUUUUAUUAUUUGGCUAAAGAUAACAUUAUUCAAGUGCAUUAGCUCAACGUGCUGUGCCAGUCCCAAUGUGGCUCCACGGUCCCAGUUCAUCAUCGUCUCCACCCUCCAGACUUGUUUGUGCUCCCGUUUUGGAGGAGGUGACAAAGUUUAUGGAGACAGAGAAGUUCAAAUUCUACAAUUUGGCAGAACUUUUGAAUUUGUCGAUUAAUGGCGACAAGUUUCUGGACAGACAAACCAGUAUAUUCAUCGCCAGUUUGGGAGAGUAAGUGCUACAUUGUACCUAUCAAGAUGUUACUUUUUCUGUUAUUUUACAAUGCUUCUUUACGUUAUACAACUCUUAGGGCAGUGGGGAUGACGCUAUAUAUAAUAGUAAAAUUUUUUAACUGUGUGAUAUUGUUUACCUUUUCCAUUAAAUUUAUGACAUUAACGUGAUUUCAGGUGGCUGGAACAACAACAAUGUUCGAAUCCGGAGUUUCUGUCAGAUUUGUUCAGAAAAAGAGCAGCCAAAGACAGAAUACGAUGUUGUGUGCAUUCUCCUGCCUACUCUCAGAACUUCAAAACAGUAUGUAAAAAGUAAGGUUAAGGUAUUCUCUCUCAAUAUUACGGUGCUUUUUACAACUUUAUCAGAUGUUUUUUACGGUUUGGGUGGUUGGCAUUUAUGGUUCUGUAGUUUAAGAGGCAGCUUUGUUUUUAUUACAACAAUAUUAUUGUUACUUUCAUUGAUAUUAUGUUGAGUAUUAAAACAAAGUAAUGUAAAUAUUUGAAGAAAUGUAAUAUUAUUAACUAAAAUUUCAAUUUUACCAAAAACUACUUUCUUCAGACAGCUAAAACUCCACCGUCGUGAAGAUGCAGACGUCAGAAGAUGUGUAGAGUUGGACGAGGAAGUCGAGAAGGCCAACAAUGCCAGAGCCUUGAUGUUGUUAAAGGAGAAGUACGAAAAAGCAGUUAUCAACCCGGUAUUUGGAAUCCUGAAUGAAGCCAUGAAACGAACGGUAAGAGGCACAAAAAUACGUCAUCAUGACGUCAUUAUCACGAGACGUCACUUCUUGUCUGGGAAAACAGGCAAAUAAGUGUCAUUUCAUGAGUAGUGUGGUAAUCUUUGAAGUUUAUAUUACGUUAAAGGUGUAAAAUAGCUAGUCAUUGUUGUAUAGUAUUGGAAAGAUAAUGUAGAUAACCUUUGAAAGUCUAUAUAUUUUAAAAAACACUAUGUUAACCAGCAAUAUUGGUAUUAUGACCAUUUCUAACCCACCCUACUCCUUUUAUGGAAAUUUUUCCGAGAUUUUCUUGAGUGGAUUACGGUAAUCCCAUGCAUAUUCCUUUGUCUUUUGCCACUCGAUCAUCUCAAUAUCGCUCUUCAGGCACCCGUCUACUUCGUCAAGGAUCGCUCGGACAAGGCCGGUGAGUGUCAGGCUAGCGAUGCGACGGCCGAUCCCUUCGAGCAGAUGUUUCCACUGCAUUCGGCCGCCUACCACGGCGACCAUCUGCGUGUGCAGUAAGUUGAGAUGACAUUUCGAUACACAAACCAUGAAUAAUAUAAAAAAUUUUAUUUUUAUGGAAAACUUACAUAAACGGCAUUUUAGUUUUAAAAAAGGUUUUUUGUAAAAACUUUUCAAAUAUGACAGUUUCCAAUACGUUUAAAGAAAACAUAGAAAUCAAGUCAUCCCUGACCUUUUCAGAGAACUUCUGGACCAAGGCCACGAUCCGAAUCAAACAGAUUCAGAUUCCUGGACUCCUCUCCAUUACGGCACCUUCUACAACCAAUUCAAAGCCUGUGAAGUGUUGAUGCUCCACCCCCUAACAAACGUGAAUGCUGCCAACAAAACAGGUGCUACAGCUUUACACUUUGCAGCUCGAAACGGUCACCUAUACCUGGUAGAAGUGAUGCUCAGUCACAGCAAACUCAGGGUGAACAAGAAAGACAACCACGGCAAGACAGCUCUCGAAUAUUGCCUAGAAUUCUGUGAAACCAACCCCAAGUCCCAAUGGCACCACAUUGCCAAUCUUUUGCAUAACUUUUCGUUGCGACCUGAGAAGGUGGAGGUCAGCUUCAUUGGUCGAAACAGCCUUCAAGUCAAAUGCACACCUACUACAGCGACAGCGGGCCAGUUGAGGGACAGUGUGAUCAAGGAGGAAGGACUGAUCGCCAAAGCCGAAAAGGUAUUUGCCCUCUGGAUCGCUUCAGAAAGCCUGAGUAAGUUGUUUUCACAUUAACCAACACCAAGUUACUUCUAGAUUAUGUUUAUAAUACUGUUUAACUCUUAUUUUGCAAUUAGGAUGUAAACAAACUGAAUUACAAGUUUGAAUGCUCAUUUUACAAACAAAUUUAAAAAAAAUCUUUUUUUGAACCAAAAAAUGUUACCUAAAUUUGAAUCUAACAUAAAAAAAAGUAAAAUCGACCUUCAAACAUUCUAAAUUUCCAUAAUAAACAUAGUAUUUUAGGCCUCCAACUAAAAGCGGACAUGAAGAUCAAGACCCACAAAGAGAAAUGGCCUGAAUACCUCGUGAAGUGGGGCGACCUGCAGCAAACCUCGGGCGCGGCCGAGAAGCCUCGGCUUUAUUUCAAAAGAGAUGCUCGAACUCUUCUGGGCGAUGAAAGAGAUCUGGUAAGUAUUUGA